AUGCAUGCGCUCGGACGGUGCCGCCAUCGCGCGUUCUCGGCGCUCGCCACCACUUCGCCCCCCACUCUGCCGCUCGUGAACGGUGUGACACGCCACGUUGUCGCCGCCCUCGUCGCGAACCAAGCCACGACCGUCGCCGAGAUCACCAACCUGUUUUGCGCACGCGGAUACAACGUCGACAGUAUUGUCGUUGGCCGCACGAAUGUCCCAAACCUCAUUCGUCUCAGUGUGGUUGUCCACGGCACAGACCACAAUGUGCACAUGAUGCAGCAACAGCUCCACGACGUUGUCCAAGUCGCCGCCGUCAAGAACUUGACCGCGCCGAAUCGACCGCAUGAAACGACCCUGGUCGAACGCGACUUGUUGCUAGCCAAGGUGUCACUGGAAGCUGACCCCGACGCGUCCCUGCUCGUCGAUCGGAUUGUUGCGCAGUUCAAUGCAACCGUUGUGGACGCGACCCGUACGCAAGUGAUGGUUCAACUUACGGCAGAUCCUCUGUCCGUUGAGGCAUUCCUGCAAGCACUAAACCCGCUCGGCGUGCUGGAAGUCCACCGAAGCGGCGUUGUUGCCAUGGACAAGGAAUGCCCCGUCACCGCCGAACGCGCACUAAACGUCUCGUUCGACCGGCAUCACCCUGGAGACAUGGACGCCGUCGACAGCACGAUGUUGCCCCCUGGAUAGCUUGUGUCUUCGCGGUGGUUGAAAGAACGUAUGUAAAUAUAGAGGUGAUUUUGGAGAAUAAAACGC
This is a messenger RNA of Aphanomyces invadans, 747 nucleotides long. RefSeq names its product acetolactate synthase, small subunit. The transcript has a single exon. Gene Ontology annotation, cellular component: cytosol. The coding region runs from base 1 to 681 and encodes 226 amino acids. NCBI's taxonomy places the organism in Eukaryota, Oomycota, Saprolegniomycetes, Saprolegniales, Verrucalvaceae. Gene Ontology annotation, biological process: L-valine biosynthetic process. Gene Ontology annotation, molecular function: acetolactate synthase activity; acetolactate synthase regulator activity. The record is from RefSeq and is a predicted model, not a curated record.